AUGUCCAAGGUUCAGAUUCAUCCGAUACUUAUAAUGGAGAUUCGUCAAAAAGUUGCUGUCUAUCGCUUUGAGAUGUUUCGGGAACCAACCUUUAUUCGCCUGAAAAAUGUGCUGAGAAAUAAAAAGCCACUGUUUAUGGCUAAACUAAGUUUUUACGGAAUGACGACCGAGCUGCAUGCCGAUCUGGACUUCGCGAAUCAAGUUAACCAAUACUACAACAACAAAAGUAUGGAUAUUACACCAAGAUUUGGAACUAAUGGAAAAGAAAUUGUUGAGUUCACUCAGAGAUAUAACAUAACCAUGAAGAUUGAUCGCCGAUUUAAUAUUAGUUUUUCUAACUCUAAUUAUUUGGCCUCUUUGGGCUUGGUGAAUCCCUACAGAUCCUUCUCCUUGAUUGUAGUAGUUCCCUGUGGUACCGAAAUGAGCCUGAAGGAUAUUUUUAAGCAUUUGGAUUUCCAAUCCUUGUUGGCGUUCAUUUUGACAGUAUACGGUAUACUCAUAAUCGCCGAAACUGUCAUCCGAGUGCUAACUUAUCGAUUACAUGGCGUUGGCAGCGGAUCAGGAUGGAUAACUGCAAGGACUGUGGUGAAUCUCCGAGUGUUCCGGUCCAUACUCGGAAUGUCUUUUCCCAUUGGUCGGAGGACAACCCUUCCGCUCCGCCAACUUUUUCUGGCCAUGAGCGUUUUUGGAAUGGUAUUCAGCACCUUUUUUGGGUGCAAGCUAACUUCCUUGAUGACAAAACACACCCGGAUCGGCCCGGUGACUAACUUGGAGGAGUUGCGUUCCAGUGGUCUGACCAUUGUCGUAGACCCAAGUAUACGCAAGUUCAUUGAGACAAAGAUUGAUCCUGAUUUCUUUAAAAAAAUUCCAGGCGAUACCAUAUACGUUCCCAUGAAAGAGCGAAUGAAAAUGAUUAAUUCUUUGAAAACGAAUUUCGGCCAUGUUAUGUUUGGAGAAACUUUCUAUCAAAUAAAUAAGGUCCAGCUACUUAUCGGAAGAAAGGAAGUUUGCACCUCAAAAGAUUUGGUUAUAGCCGAGAAUAUGCCACGAAUUUUCUUUAUGGAGAAUAAGUCUUAUGUCAAAUGGCUUUUUAACGUAUUUGUGUUGCGUAUUUAUGAGUCUGGUCUCAAUGAAAAAUGGCGCAGAGAUGAGAAGAUGGAGUUAAUGAAGUACCUACACGCAAGACCCAAUCGCAAUCAUAACGUUCCUCUAACCAUCGGGGACCUAAUGUGGACCGGAUACCUUUUAAGUUUUGGUUACGGCUUGUCUAUAAUUAUAUUCUUGGCUGAGUUGUAUUUGUAUGAAACACAAAGAAAUCAAAUGAUAUAA
Drosophila ananassae is the source of this 1329-nucleotide messenger RNA. RefSeq lists its product as uncharacterized. Lineage: Eukaryota; Metazoa; Arthropoda; Insecta; Diptera; Drosophilidae. The transcript has a single exon. Bases 1 to 1329 code for a protein of 442 amino acids. The record is from RefSeq and is a predicted model, not a curated record.